Cladophialophora psammophila CBS 110553 is the source of this 1026-nucleotide messenger RNA. Its product is annotated as adenosine kinase. Gene Ontology annotation, molecular function: adenosine kinase activity. Gene Ontology annotation, biological process: purine ribonucleoside salvage. Lineage: Eukaryota; Fungi; Ascomycota; Eurotiomycetes; Chaetothyriales; Herpotrichiellaceae. The transcript is spliced from 3 exons. The coding region runs from base 1 to 1026 and encodes 341 amino acids. The record is from RefSeq and is a predicted model, not a curated record. Gene Ontology annotation, cellular component: cytosol; nucleus.
AUGACGACCAAAUCAUUCAAGCUUCUCUGCUUAGAGAACCCCCUCCUUGAUAUCCAGGGCGCUGGUGAUCACGCAAUGCUCGAAAAAUACGGCCUGAAACUGAAUGACACGCUUCUGGCCGAACCCCACCAAAUGGGCCUCUACGACGACCUCAUCCAGAACCGCAACGCAAAACUGAUCCCAGGUGGUGCUGCGCAAAACACCGCUAGAGGCGCACAGUACAUGCUUCCCCCGGACAGUGUCUGGUACAUUGGUUGCGUGGGCGACGAUGAGUACGCAAAGAUAUUGAGGGAGAAGUGCAAGGACGAAGGAUUGCACGUUGAAUACCGCGUCGACCCUACCACGCCCACGGGCAAAUGUGGCGUCAUAAUCACAGACCACCACCGCACAAUGUGCACGCACCUCGCCGCCGCCAACGAAUACAAGCUCGAGCACCUCCUCGAACCCCGAGUCUGGAGCAUGGUUGAAGCGACGUCCGUGGCCUUUUAUGUCGGCGGUUACCACCUGACAGUGUGCCCGCCCGCGGCCAUGGCGCUGGCAAAACACGCCGCUGAGACGAACAAGAUAUUCCUGCUCAGCCUCUCGGCAGGCUUCAUCCCGCAGUUCUUCAAAGCACCCCUCGCCGAGAUUCUACCGUACUGCGACUUCGUGUUUGGGAACGAGAACGAGGCAAAGACUUGGGCAGAAUCUCACGGCCAUCCCUCUGAUAUCUCGAUGCAAGAGUGCGCCAAACUGAUGGCCAAGAUACCCAAGGUGAAUACAAAGAGACCACGGGUGGUUAUUGUCACGCAGGGCACGGACCCUACAAUCGUGGCCGUAGCCGACGCUGGCAAAGACGAAGUGGAACUCAAAGAGUACCCGGUGCCGGUCAUUGAUAAGAAUCUGAUCAACGACACGAAUGGCGCUGGUGAUGCUUUUGCAGGUGGCUUCUGUGCCGGUGUGGUCCAGAGCGACCCCCUGGAAGAGUGCAUCAAGAAAGGCCAGUGGUUGGCAAGAUUGAGCUUGCAGGAAUUGGGCCCCGCGUAA